GAGAACUACGACGACCCCCCACAAGACGCCGGCGUCCCCCGUGGUGCACAUCCGCGGGCUGAUCGACGGCGUGGUGGAGGCCGACCUGGUGGAGGCCCUGCAGGAGUUCGGCCCCAUCAGCUACGUGGUGGUGAUGCCCAAGAAGAGGCAGGCCCUGGUGGAGUUUGAGGACAUCCUGGGCGCCUGCAACGCCGUCAACUACGCGGCGGACAACCAGAUCUACAUCGCUGGGCACCCCGCCUUCGUCAACUACUCCACCAGCCAGAAGAUCUCGCGCCCGGGCGACGCCGACGACUCGCGGGGGGUCAACAACGUGCUGCUCUUCACCAUCCUCAACCCCAUCUACUCCAUCACCACGGACGUGCUCUACACCAUCUGCAAUCCCUGCGGCCCCGUGCAGAGGAUCGUCAUCUUCCGCAAGAACGGCGUGCAGGCCAUGGUGGAGUUCGACUCGGUGCAGAGCGCGCAGCGCGCCAAGGCGUCCCUCAACGGGGCCGACAUCUACUCGGGGUGCUGCACGCUGAAGAUCGAGUACGCCAAGCCCACGCGCCUCAACGUCUUCAAGAACGACCAGGACACGUGGGACUACACCAACCCCAACCUGAGCGGCCAAGGCGAGCCCGGCGGCAACCCCAGCAAGCGGCAGCGGCAGCCCCCCCUCCUCGGGGACCACCCGGCGGAGUACGGAGGCCCCCACGGCGGCUACCACGGGCACUACCACGACGAGGGCUACGGCCCCCCCCCGCCCCACUACGAAGGCAGGAGGAUGGGGCCCCCCGUUGGGGGGCACCGCCGGGGGCCCAGCCGCUACGGCCCCCAGUACGGGCACCCGCCCCCCCCCGCCCGCCCCCCCCCCGAGUACGGCCCCCACGCCGACAGCCCCGUGCUGAUGGUGUACGGCCUGGACCAGUCCAAGAUGAACUGCGACCGCGUCUUCAACAUCUUCUGCCUCUACGGCAACGUGGAGAAGGUGAAGUUCAUGAAGAGCAAGCCGGGCGCGGCCAUGGUGGAGAUGGCGGACGGCUACGCCGUGGACCGCGCCAUCACGCACCUCAACAACAACUUCAUGUUCGGGCAGAAGCUCAACGUCUGCGUGUCCAAGCAGCAGGCCAUCAUGCCCGGGCAGUCGUACGGGCUGGAGGACGGCUCGUGCAGCUACAAGGACUUCAGCGGCUCGCGCAACAACCGCUUCUCCACCCCCGAGCAGGCGGCCAAGAACAGGAUCCAGCACCCCAGCAACGUGCUGCACUUCUUCAACGCCCCCCUCGAGGUGACCGAGGACAACUUCUACGAGAUCUGCGAUGAGCUGGGCGUCAAGCGGCCGUCCUCCGUCAAGGUGUUUUCGGGGAAGAGCGAGCGCAGCUCCUCGGGGCUGCUCGAGUGGGAGUCCAAGAGCGACGCGCUCGAGACCCUCGGCUUCCUCAACCACUACCAGAUGAAGAACCCCAACGGGCCGUACCCCUACACGCUCAAGCUCUGCUUCUCCACGGCCCAGCACGCCUCCUAAGCGGCCCCCCCCGCGGGGCCCCCCCGCCCUCGUCGGUUUGGUUCAUUUUCCUUUUUUUUUUUUAAAAAAAUAAAGCCAAGUGGAGCAGAGGCCACCCGCGGCGGUGCCCCCCCCCC
This is a messenger RNA of Cygnus atratus (black swan), 1623 nucleotides long. It is a transcript of the gene HNRNPL, whose product is annotated as heterogeneous nuclear ribonucleoprotein L. Gene Ontology annotation, cellular component: nucleus. Gene Ontology annotation, biological process: mRNA processing; regulation of RNA splicing. Gene Ontology annotation, molecular function: mRNA binding. Lineage: Eukaryota; Metazoa; Chordata; Aves; Anseriformes; Anatidae. The record is from RefSeq and is a predicted model, not a curated record.